Messenger RNA from Lactuca sativa (garden lettuce), 2445 nucleotides. RefSeq names its product zinc finger BED domain-containing protein RICESLEEPER 2-like. Gene Ontology annotation, molecular function: DNA binding; protein dimerization activity. The record is from RefSeq and is a predicted model, not a curated record. NCBI's taxonomy places the organism in Eukaryota, Viridiplantae, Streptophyta, Magnoliopsida, Asterales, Asteraceae.
AUGGGCUCUCCCGUUGCCCAUUCUGAGUGGUCUAAGAAAGUUAAAUCAAUCUUUAACGGGCUUAAUCUUUUAGGUCAUACGUAUGUUGGUUUGCUUCAUGAUGAGGAUGGGGUUGCAAAUCAUGCUCUUAGGGAUUUUGGUGUAUUCGCAAAUGACAUUUGCAAAAAGAGAUCCUCCCUUCAACAUCCUAAGCAUGCUCCAAUUCUUGAAUCACCCUGCAACAUCUACAAAAAUGAUUCAAUGGAUGAUGGAGGGUCUACAACAAACCUGUUAAGUCCAAUAAAUGAUAUGGGGGUCGAAACAGGUGUUGGGAUUGAUAAUCCGUCAUCACAAUUAGUACAUGGUAUGGAUCACACAACUACUCCAAAUGAAGAUACGACAAGUCAAAUUCCUAAUGAAAAUGAAAGUGUGACAGAAAAAAAUAACGAAGCUGGUGAAGAUGAAGUACAAUUAACGAGAAAACGAAAAAAAACAUCAAAAGUAUGGGAUGACUUUGUUGUAGUUACACUCCGAGAUGGUACGAAAAAAGCCGAGUGCACUCACUGUAAGUCGAGGUUGGCUGUUACUGGUUCAGGUCCUACAUCAUCAUAUAGAAGACACCUAAACAGUUGUAUCCCCCAUAAACAAUGGCAAAAAAACCAACAAAAACUAAAUUUUCAGCCUAGUGGGUGUGAUGUGGAUUCUGUGCCACCAUUGAUCGGACCGGAUACAAAAUAUGAUGAAAACAAGAUGAGGGAGGCCAUAGCUAAUUGGAUACUAAGUACUGAGCAACCGUUUGCUACUGUGGAAGAUGUCAUGUUUGUGAAAAUGAUGAGGACAGCUACUCCAUUGUUUGAGAAAGUAAGCAGAGUUACAAUUACAUCAGACUGUUUUAAGGUAUACGAGCAUGAGAAGAAAAGGUUGAAAGCCCUUACAAAAGCUGCCUCUAAAAUCAGUUUAACAACUGAUUGUUGGAAGUCUUCGCAUCAGAAAAUUGAGUAUAUGGUUAUUACUGCACACUUUGUAGAUCAUAAUUGGAGAUUACAGAAACGUGUAUUAAGUUUUGUACAUGUUCCUCCUCCUCGUACUGCGGUUGAUAUUGCUGAUGGUAUUUACAAGUGUUUGCAAGAGUGGGAAAUUAAAGAUAAGAUUUUCACCAUCUCAGUUGACAAUGCAGCUUAUAAUGACAAAGCUUUAAGAAGAUUGAAAGAAACUUUUUCGCGUGUAAGAAAACUUUCAUGUGGUGGUAGAUUAUUUCAUAUACGGUGUUGUGCACAUAUAUUGAAUCUUCUAGUGAAAGAUGGUCUUGCAAUAAUUGAUCAUAUCAUCGGUGAUGUUCGUGAGGGUAUAAAGUAUAUUAACAAUUCGGAGGGUAGACGUCUAAAUUUUUCAAAGGCUGCACAUCAAAUGCAAAUACGUGAUCGGAAGUUAAUGCUUGAUGUUCCAACACGAUGGAACUCAACCUAUGAUAUGUUGUGCAUGGCUCUAAAGUUCAAAGAUGCUUUCCCAAGGUAUGCAGAGUAUGAACCACAUUUUCAUCACUUGCCAACUGACGAAGAUUGGGAAAAUGUUCAAAGUGUAUGUGAAAUUUUGAAGGUUUUUAAGGUGUGCACGAAUAUCAUCUCAGGCAGUGAUUAUCCUACUGCUAAUUUAUAUCUAAUUGAAGUGUUUAGAGUGAAGCAAACUCUUGAUAAAGGUUCAUUAUCUGCAAAUGAGUUUAUUCGUGAUAUGGUGAAGAAAAUGAAGGAAAAGUUUGACAAGUAUUGGGGUGAGUGCCACCUUGUAAUGGCAAUAGCUUCUGUGUUAGAUCCACGGUUCAAGAUGAAGUUGGUUGAAUUUUGUUUUCCAACACUUUAUCAAAAUUCAGACGAGAACAUUAAAGAAGUGAAGAAUGCACUUUAUGAAAUGUAUUCAGAGUAUUUAGAGAUGCAUGACACAUUAGUUAGGGAAUCUGCAGCACAUGGAAGCGAACAUGAAAGAAAUGUUUUAGGGUUGAAUGAAGGUACAUCACUUGGAUCUGGAUGGGAGGCAUUUGGAGAGUUCAUAAAGACUGUAGAUUUGGAGAGACCAGAAAAGUCAGAGCUUGAUAUGUAUUUAGAAGAAGGUGUUUAUAGGGAGAAAGGACAAACAGGAAUGGAAUCAUUUAAUGCUUUAGAGUGGUGGAAUGUGCACAAGUUAAAGUAUCGUGUUUUGUCAUUGAUGGCUAGAGAUGUAUUUGCAAUCCCGAUUUCUACUGUUGCAUCUGAAGCAACUUUUAGUGCCGGGGGUAGAGUUAUUGAUCCAUAUCGAGCUUCAUUGGGGUCCGACACUGUACAAAUGUUGAUUUGCGGAGGAGAUUGGAUUAGGCAAGUUCAUGGAGUUAAGAAAAAAUUAAAGAAAGAGGAGUUUCCUAUUGAGGUUUUACUGCCUGAGGUUUUGUGUAUCGGAGGAGUGAAGCUGCAUAAAGGAAGAUUUGUCUAUUUCUAG